Molecule: messenger RNA, 649 nt
Organism: Chiloscyllium plagiosum (whitespotted bambooshark)
Lineage: Eukaryota; Metazoa; Chordata; Chondrichthyes; Orectolobiformes; Hemiscylliidae
Source: RefSeq, a predicted model, not a curated record
UCUUUCAUCUCUGCUCUUCUCCUGACGUUGCGGAACGUUGGUGAGAUCACAGAGUCUGCUGAGAUGUUACUCCGUUUCAGAUAUGCAGAACAAUUUAAUAACCGGAAGUCUAACAACUUAUUAACUUUUGCUCCUGAUAGUAUGCCUUGUCCAGACCAGGCUCGCAAAGAUGAUACCGCUACGCCCUCUGUGUGACAGCCGUGUAAUGGACAGAUAUAUCAGAGAAGCGAAGGAUCUCCUGAAAGCACCGUGUAACCGGAUAUUUCAAUUUCCUAAUGCAAUUCCUCUUCCAAAUACUGGUCUUAAUCUACGAACAUGGAGGUCCAAAAGUAAACGUGUGAAAAACGAAGAAAUUAAGGCAGGCCUUAUUAUGCUUUCUAAUGCAACACAGACAGCAAAACAUUUUAUCACUAAUAAUUCCACAGUGCCUCUCUUAGAUAAGAUUUACAGGAAUACUAGGACCUUUAUUCACCUCCUACAACUGAUGAAUGUGCCGGACACAUCAAACCAGCUGUAUGGACAUACAAAGCCAUUUAUGGGAAGAACUCUCCAAAAUGUAUUAUACACAUACACUCGCUUGAUGCAUGGGAAAAUCAAUAUCUUUUACCGAGAAAUGGCGGAAGAAUAUUGUAAACAAAGAAAAAGGUGA